Molecule: messenger RNA, 606 nt
Organism: Medicago truncatula (barrel medic)
Lineage: Eukaryota; Viridiplantae; Streptophyta; Magnoliopsida; Fabales; Fabaceae
Product: classical arabinogalactan protein 1
Exons: 1
Coding region: 95-454 (119 amino acids)
Source: RefSeq, a predicted model, not a curated record
GUUACAAACAACAACUCGCCUAAUUCCUCAUCUUUUUACUGCUUUUUUUUUUCAUAAACCCUAAUUUUUCAUUUUCAUUCUUCAAAUUUUUACUAUGGCUUCCUACAAAGUUGUGUUGAUGCUUGUGGCUGCAUUGUUGGUGAGUUCCACCUUCGCUCAAUCACCAUCGUCAUCUCCGUCCAAAUCUCCUGCGAUCUCUCCCUCCGCUCACUCACCGGCUGCAUCUCCUCCCGCACCUGUGAAGAAUUCUCCAUCUCCUUCGCCAUCCGCCAUCAACUCUCCACCAUCUCCUCCUCCUGCUUCCUCUGGUUCACCCGCCGCCGCUCCUGCUGUUACUCCAUCAUCGAUCUCCACUCCUCCUGCUGAAGCACCAUCAAACGGCGCCGCUUUGAAUAGAUUCACCGUUGCCGGAUCUGCUGCUGUUGUGAUUUUCGCUGCCGCUUUGAUGAUGUAGAGAGUUACUCUUAGUUUAUUAUGUUCUUUUUCUUAUCACGAAUUUACACAGAUCGUGAGAACUAUUUUCCUUUUUGUUGUUGCCCUGUUUCGAUCUGUGUGACUACGAUUCAUUCAUUCUAUUAAUUUAAUUAUACAAUUUAUUCGUUUCAA